Molecule: messenger RNA, 757 nt
Organism: Dimorphilus gyrociliatus
Lineage: Eukaryota; Metazoa; Annelida; Polychaeta; Dinophilidae
Source: the annotation of a GenBank genome assembly
GAUGGGUCGAAGGACAUUGAGAUCAAACAAGAAAAUUAUUGAGAAAAAAGAAAAGAGGAAAGGGGGAUUAAAGCCAAAAAAAGGGACUAAAGUUAAGAAGCAGUCUGUUAAGUAUUUAUCACACUUUCUUCGCAUCUACAAAGGAUUGAAUGACUGGCAUCUACCUAUCUUUACUGAAGUUAAAGAAUUUUGUGGCGAUAUUAAUACUGUGCUAUAUCCUGGCUGUGAUAAACAUCUUUCCGCCUCACUGGUAUUCUCCAAUGUGACUUAUUUGGAUUUUAACCCGAAGAUGGAACCUUUCUUCAGUGAUUCAGCUAUACACUCGUGGAUAGAAGAUAACAGAAAAUACACUGAUUCUCCCACUAUAAAUUUUCAAAAUAUUGAUUACAUGAAAUUUUUUGCACAAAACACCAGUAAUUUCGAUCUGGUAAUCUCAGCUUCUGCUGGAUUGAUCAGCAAUUCUCCAUGUCUCGAAUUUUUACGUCCCAGUGGUCAUUUUCUGGUCAGUGAUGCACAUUUUGAUGCUCGUAAUGUCUUUACUAAAGCCAAUUUUAAUUUAAUUGGUGUUUACAAUCCAAAUAUCAAGAAACUUGAAAUUGAUAAAGUGAGUUUGGAAGGUCAUUUUAUUACAACAGAAAAUAAAAAAAUAACGAAGGAGCAAGUUAGCGAAAGUAUUUCGAAGCCAAAGAAUAAACGAUCUUUUAAACUAAAAAAGGAAGCACAAUUCAUGUUUUAUUUGUUCAAAAAAAUUAAAUGA